AGAAUAGAGAGUUUUAACCUGGGAGACGGAGUUGUGCUGUGAAGAGGCAACACUUGUUUUGUGUACGCCAAUUGAACGAAUGUUCGAAUUGAUAGGUAAACAAGGUUGACCGUCAAAUUUAACCUUCGAUUCCCUAACCGCAUACAAUCAGGUCGAUUCCGACAACGGCUUGGAAGAAGGAAACAUUGAAGCAUUAACAUUAAUUUUGAGCCAGUUUUUGCGAGAUUGAAAGCAAUUUACAGUAUCUUCGCUUUUCAAAUUCUGAAAAUGAAUAACGGACCCUCUGGAUUUCACAAUGCUCCGUUUACCAAGGGUUUGGUCAUUACCUGUGCGAUUGUUUCUGUCCUACUUGGCAUGCACGGAGGAGCAUCCGCCUGCGGACUUUCUUACCAGGCAAUUGUGAGGAAACUUCAUAUUUGGAGGUUGGCCACAUCUGCUCUUGUGUUUUCUUCGACCCCAGAAUUGGUGUUUGGCCUCUACCUUUUGUAUUAUUUCAGGGUGUUUGAGAGACAAAUUGGCUCAAACAAAUAUUCAGUGUUUGUUUUAUUCUCAAUCAUAUUCACAACAUGCUUUGAACUGAUUGCUUUGGUGGUAUUCAAAGAUCCUACUUCAAGUGUCCUCGCAUCUGGACCAUAUGGCUUGAUAUUUUCUUCAUUUAUACCUUUUUACUUUGAUAUACCAGUUUCAACAUGGUUUCGCAUUUUUGGUUUCCGGUUCUCUAACAAAUCAUUUGUCUAUCUUGCUGGCCUUCAGCUUCUUCUUUCAUCAUGGAGAAGGACAUUUGUACCAGGCCUUUGUGGCAUUGCUGCUGGCUUGUCAUAUCGUCUUAAUGUCUUUGGCAUUCGUAGAAUCAAGUUUCCAGAGCAAGUAGCAUGUAGGAUUUCCCGCCUUUCAUUGCUAAGUUUACCAGUUGAACCAUCGACUGUGGCUUCAAGAGGAAAUGUAACGAGGGAAGCUGUUCCUUCAUAUGAUAGACAAUUUGAGGAUGACUUUGCUGCUGCAUCUCCACUUCUUGGUUCAACUGUUCAUCCCUCGGAAGAAGCUGUUUCGACAUUGGUGACAAUGGGUUUUGAUAGAAAUCUUGCAACUCAAGCACUUCUUCAGGUCGACAAUGACAUCAAUGCAGCAACCAAUAUACUGAUUGAGAUGCAGUCCCAUUAAUGUUAUUUACAUUAUAGCACUUUAAUUAUUUUCAAUGUGCACCAAUUUGUGUGCAUUUCAAGGUUCAGUUUGGAUACGAUAUUCUCAGAAAUAGUUAUCCAAUUUAUAGUUCCAUUUUUUUCAGUGGGAUUAAUCCAGAUCAGAUUGGUUUUUUUAAUACACUGACAAAUGACGACCAAGAUCAAUGACAUCUCAGACUGAGUAGAGUAUAUGCAAAUUGCAUGAGAAUGGCAUAAGUGAGGCAAUGCCGAUUGGCCAUAAUAUUCAAUUUUAUUUGUAAUUUAAUAUUACUUAAUGUUAACAUGUACCUACAAUACUUAUACUGCUCUUUUCCAUCUAUGUUUGAUGCUUUGAGAUUUCCAUAGGUCACGCUCUGAGUAGAAUGUUCAUUGAAGCUGUACUUUACCCUUUCUUUUGAUGUUUUGGUUCUAACUUCUAGACUCCGCUUCAAGGAUAUUUGUAUCUUUGAGAGACAUAUCAUUUAUGAGGUUAGAUUCCAAAUUGACCCAUAUUUUGUUCACC
This is a messenger RNA of Cryptomeria japonica (Japanese cedar), 1683 nucleotides long. RefSeq names its product rhomboid-like protein 20. Gene Ontology annotation, cellular component: membrane. The record is from RefSeq and is a predicted model, not a curated record. Lineage: Eukaryota; Viridiplantae; Streptophyta; Pinopsida; Cupressales; Cupressaceae. Bases 268 to 1161 code for a protein of 297 amino acids. Gene Ontology annotation, molecular function: protein binding; serine-type endopeptidase activity. The transcript has 8 exons.